AUGCCGUGUCCACAGCCAGGCGAUCCGGCAUCUUCGGCCGCUGCGGCCGCCUCGACUGAAACCACAACUUGCGUCCGCUGCAAGACCAACCCAGCAACCGCCAUCUUCCGCGACUCGAUCUACUGCCAGGACUGCGCGCUCGCCGUCUUCUACUCCAAAGCCAAGCCGGGUCUCGAAUAUGCUCGCGGUGCCGGACUCGCCAAGUAUGUUGCUGCUGCUUCUAAAGCAGGCUCAAUAGCCAGCUCCUCUGCUGCGACGUCCGAUCCUGUCGCAUCCUCGUCCUCUGCGCCGGCCAACGGAGAGAGCAGCAAGAAAGUAAAACCGAUCAACAACGGCAGUGGCAACACCGAGGUCAAUGUGUCCGCCAACAUUGCCGUCGCCUUCUCCGGGGGCCCGAGCUCAAGAGCCCUCCUGCGGACGGUGACGCAGUAUUUCAGACCUGAGACAGCGUUUGUCAACCGCGAUGCACGGAGGAGGAAGGCGCGCGGUGAAGAUGUUGAUACCUCAUCGCCGGCGGAGAGCGAGGGUUCGACGGGCAAGCCGCGCGGUCUCAAUUCUGCAGGCCGCUUCAACGAGGUCGGAAAGAUCUAUGUGCUCUACAUCGACGACAGCGCUGUCAUCUCCAACAGCGUAGAUCAAACGGAAGCAGCUCGAAUGAUGGUCGAAGAGGAAGGCUCUCCCGAUCUGCAUUUCGUCCCUCUCAAGCUUGAGGACGUCUUCCGUACCUCCGACGAGACCUUCACAGGCGUCCCAUGGAAGCACUCCUCUGUCGACGAUCAGCUUCUCUCUCGUCACUCCACCUCCGUCGCAACCCCACGACAGGCCCUGCAAGACCUCUUCACCUCCCUCCACCCACCCUCGACUCCGCGCACAGGCGCCUCCUCCGCCCGCACGCGCAUCGAAGACCUCCACCGCAUCCUCAUCACACACCUUCUCCGGCGCACCGCCACCUCGCUCUCCUGCUCCGCACUCCUCCUCGCCUCCACAGCCACACGGACAUCCAUUCGGCUGAUCGAGGACAUCGCCAAGGGCGCGGGUCACAAGCUUGCUGUCGCCAACAACGCGGCUGCUUGGAUCGACGACUUGCUCGUUGUCCGCCCGUUUGCGCCACACCUUCUCCAAGAAGUGAUCCACUAUACAUCCACCCUUGGGUUGGAGCCGUUGACGGAACAGGAGGUGGUGCCGCCCAGCGUGGGAGUCGGGGAGGGUAGCACGACGGCACCCGUGAUGGAUAAGACAUCGAUCGCGAGGUUGACCGAGACGUUUGUGCUCAACCUCGAACGCGGGGUGCCGAGCACCGUGACGACGAUCGGCAAGACGGGUGCCAAGCUCGUGCUCAACUCCACUGAAGACGUUUCUCGGUCCACUAGCGAAUUCCAGCGGGUGGGGCCGACCGUUCCGCUGCGUACUCGGAACGGCGUUGCAGACAAGAUGGCGGAUCUGACGCUUGCCGGGAACGAGCCACGCAUCGGGUCAAGAGGAAUGAGGUUGGCCCAGGCGAGCGCGGGAUGCUUCCGCUGGAAUACCACCGCAGGCUGUGCGCUGUGCAGCAUGCCCAGUCAGCAUCCCACCGCGCGACACUGGAAGAGGAACAUCACCAUUUCAAGCCUGGGUGAGACCGCACCCGGUCAGCGUCCGGUCAAAGCGGUCGAGGAGCAGGGGCAAAGAUGGAUCGAGUUGGCAGAUCAUCUCUGCUACGCGUGUCUGUUGGUUCUGGCGCCGCCAGCUGGGGAGGGUGGGGAGGAGCAAGCGAGGUCGUUGCUGCCGGCGUACGUGCUCGAGCAUGUCCAGAGGUCGGCUGCCAAGGGCGGCGAUGCGAAUGGGACCGACCCGAACGGAGUCAGCGGAGUCGAGGCGGCGGUCGCGGAGGGAGGGGAAGCCCCGCAGAACGGCAAGCAUGGCAACUGUGCGAGCCACAAGCAACCUCCGCAGCCUCUCAAGAGGUCAGAGAUCAAGGCUCAGAUCGACGAGUUUCUUCUCGACGACGCAUGA
Kalmanozyma brasiliensis GHG001 is the source of this 1992-nucleotide messenger RNA. RefSeq names its product Thiouridylase, cytoplasmic, subunit 2. The record is from RefSeq and is a predicted model, not a curated record. Gene Ontology annotation, molecular function: sulfurtransferase activity; tRNA binding. Gene Ontology annotation, cellular component: cytosol. Bases 1 to 1992 code for a protein of 663 amino acids. Gene Ontology annotation, biological process: tRNA wobble position uridine thiolation. The transcript has a single exon. Lineage: Eukaryota; Fungi; Basidiomycota; Ustilaginomycetes; Ustilaginales.